Messenger RNA from Xylaria bambusicola, 1114 nucleotides. RefSeq lists its product as uncharacterized. The coding region runs from base 642 to 923 and encodes 93 amino acids. NCBI's taxonomy places the organism in Eukaryota, Fungi, Ascomycota, Sordariomycetes, Xylariales, Xylariaceae. The record is from RefSeq and is a predicted model, not a curated record. The transcript has a single exon.
UCAAGUUUCAUGACUACGCCUAUACACGUCUGCUACGUAACGCACCGUCAGAUCAGCCCAUUUAUCUGCACGAGGGAUCAGAUGAAAGCCCAUUAUAGGAAAAUGGGUUAUGUAUCAUGUGAUUGUAAUUGGCGUAUGUCAGAAAACGACUUCCUAUGUAGUUAGCUGAGUCAGAACUAGUCUAGACUAGUGUAGUGCGUGCGGGAUGAGAUGGGGGGAGCGGAUAACAAGUGGUGAUAGAUGCAUCGAUGUGACAGCGGCGUUUGGUACUUUGACGAUAUUGUUAAUGGCUCACUUGAAUCCCGGCCUCGAAGUCUCAUAAGAGAGUAAAAGAAAACGAGGAGAGAAGUUUUAUUUGUUUGUUCGUCGAAACCAACAGACUAGAGCCUUGGCUGUGUACCAGGCUGAUAUGGGAUGCUACAUCCUACGUUAGGUAAUCCCCGAUUCGGAUGGCCGGACGAGCGAAAGAGCGAAUCUCGCAGGUAAAGGCGUGAUCGUGUAUAUUAUCGCUUUAAGUAGUAAGUGCAAUAGAAGCUGUAAGCACUGCUUAAUGUAGAGAUUCUCUACAUACACAUGUAUCUACUGUACCUCCAAACGAUACAAGUACCAGUACCAGGACCAGUACAUAAUAUGAGCACGCCAUGCGUAAUGACUACAGGGAAAAGAAGAGGAAGGAAUCAUCCCGGCUCGGCUUGCUUCUAGUGAGAAUGUUGUUAGUGUUGUUGGAGGUGUACAUACAGUAUUGGGAAUACCCUACAUACAGAUCCCUCGUCAAAGAGCUGAAUCCAGAACUGUGGCGCGGAAAUUCCCUCAGCUCUGAGACGGAACCUGCCAUAGGAAGCCUGGGCGAGUACCUGAUAUUUGGGGUAGGUAUUGCCAUUAUUCCUCCUCGAAUUGUGAUCGCCUAUUACACGGGUACUUGAAGCAGUCUGCUUGUUCACAUUUUGUUCUCUAGAGGAGUGAGUUUUCAUUAGUCUUAGAUUUGUAGAAUGAGAUAAUUGUUCUUUUAUCCUUUUUUCCCCAAAGGUCUAUGGAGCUCUGCGUUAGUUAGAUCUAACUCAGUCCUUUUUUUCCUCUUUGUAAAGAUAGACGAAUACUUACUACAAUAUGCAAC